This is a messenger RNA of Zingiber officinale, 1702 nucleotides long. RefSeq lists its product as uncharacterized. Lineage: Eukaryota; Viridiplantae; Streptophyta; Magnoliopsida; Zingiberales; Zingiberaceae. Bases 268 to 1509 code for a protein of 413 amino acids. The record is from RefSeq and is a predicted model, not a curated record. The transcript is spliced from 6 exons.
UCUUUUUCUUGUCGACCAUCGAAUAAUUAAAGAGUGGGAGGAACUUUUUCUGAUUGCAAAUCUGGCCGAGCGACUAUUUAACAAGAAGUGUUAGGACAUUAACACAAAGUGUGAUUGAGUGUGCGACAACGAUAGAAAUUGACUAUUGUAAAUAUAGAUUUAAUAAAGUGUGAGCUUAGGGUUUAAACAUCGAUCGCUCCUUGGCUUUCUAUUCCACUGCGUUUUGGAUCGGCGAACUGAGUGAGGGCUUGUUGUGAGAUCAUCGGCAUGGCAUACAUCCCUCCUCACAAGCGCCACUCCGCCACCGGCAAUACUUCCGCUCCCGCCCCGCCGCCGGCCUCCCUCUCCCGCCGCUUCGACCAAUCCCUCGCCCUCGACGGGCCUUCCCGCCCUCGGGGGAGGAGGCCUCCCUCCCACCAGAGUUCCGCGAUGAUCGACAUCGCCUACGCGGCUCAAUCCACCUCCCUCUGGUACAUCGCCGGCGGUUGUCCUCAUCCUGACAAUUUCCGGCUGGAGCCGUAUCCUUGCGACGCCGUGGAGCGGCGGGAAGGCUACAGGCCUCUGGUGCUUACCAUUGCUGGCGAUCCACCUUCGGUGGAAUCGGAGGAGGAGCCGCCGCCGUGGGCGGCGAUUGUCACAGGGAUCGAGCGUGAUCUGCUUUCUUCCCUCGUCAGCGCGAGGAGCGAACUGGCGCCCCGGAUCAAGAUCUCGUUCGUCGCCAGGAUCGGCAAAGUUUUCUUUCGCGGAGAACCUUCAAGUUGUCUUGAAUCUGUGAGGAGAGUUGCAUAUUCUGAAUCGGAUAUUAGAGGGAAAGUAAGCAAGUUCUUCAGCACUAGUUUACCAAAUGAACACAUUCAAGAAUUUGAACAGUUGGAGAUGGCAAAGCUUGGUUUUGAUUUUGAUUCCCAGAGUGAACGUUAUAUCAUCAAGUUGUUUAACAAGACUCAGGCUGGCUCAGUAAUUACAUGCAAAUGCAAAGUUGCUGAAGGUGGUGGCCUUGAGAUAUUUAAGAUCGAACAAAACAAAUUACGUCAUCUGGUUGUAGACAUAUCAUGCGUCUCUAAGGAUCUUGAUCUGAGAUUGAUGUUGUAUAGUACGGAAGUUUCGAAAACUCUGGAUGAUGUAGCAAAAGAUGGCAUAAAGAGGUUGGUUUCCAAUGCGGUUAUAGACCCAAAUGUGAAAGGUGGACUACGGUGGUCGCUUGGGAAGGACUCUAUUGAUGGCACUUUCAGCAUCAUUGAUGUUUGCCAUCUUAAGUUCAAGAAUUUUAAGAACCAGAACACGCGGAUUAAUUUUAGAUAUGCUGAUCGGAUUCAUCUCAAAACAUCAUUUGGAGAAGUUUCUAAUGAAUUGUUUUUCAAGUUUCUGGGAGUGUCUCGACAAUUGAGGGAUGAGAACUUCGAGCCUAGCUCUGUGUUGGCCGCCGUCCAGGAUGCUGUGAAACUUAUUUGGAACCACUUUUUGGGCAAGAACGGUGGUGUCGAGGGAGAAAAGUGCAAGGAAAAGUGAGUUUUUGUACAUGGUGUGGGCAAAACUUUUAUCUCUAUGUUUAUUGUAAUUUUGUGCUUCCAUGACUGGUUUCUCUCUAAGCGGAUGUAAAUUGUUCUUGUGUUUCUUUGGGUGAUCACUAUCUUUUUGAACCUCUGCAACUCAUUGAUCUCUGAGUUGAGCCUUCUUUUCUCCGACUGAGGCUUUUAUUGAA